AGGUGGCGCAUUGGCGGCGACGGGCAACGGCGCUGCACGCGGUGCUCUAGCGCGCCUACGCGGUCCCCGCCGGAGUCGCGGCGUCCCUCCGUGCGGCCCUCACCUUUCUUCCUGUCCUCGCAUCGCUCCGGCCCCAGGAUGGGCGCGCGCGCCUCGGGCUGGCCCCGGGCCCGGGCCGGGCUGUUGCUACUGCUGCCGCUGCUGCUCGGGAUGCUGGCCCCGGGCGCGCAGGGGGCGAGGGGCCGCGGCGGCACGGAGAAGAACAGCUACCGCCGCACCGUCAACACCUUCUCUCAGAGCGUCAGCAGCCUGUUCGGCGAGGACAAUGUGCGCGUUGCUCAGAAGUUCUUGACCAGGCUGACCGAGAGGUUCGUGCUGGGUGUGGAUAUAUUUUUGGACACCGUGUGGAAAGUGUGGACAGAGAUCUUGGAUGUUUUGGGACUUGACGUCUCGAACAUGUCGCAGUAUUUCAACCCCGCCUCGGUGGCCAGCAGCCCCGCCCGCGCCAUCAUUCUGGUCGGCGUCAUCCUCCUGGCCUACUGGUUCCUGUCCCUGACCUUGGGCUUCACCUUCAGCGUCCUGCACGCCGUGUUCGGCCGCUUCUUCUGGAUCGUGCGCGUCCUCCUGUUCUCCAUGUCCUGCGUGUACAUCCUGCACAAGUACGAGGGGGAGCCGGAGGGCGCGGUGCUGCCGCUGUGCUUCGUGGUGGCCGUCUACUUCAUGACCGGGCCCGUGGGCUGCUACUGGCGGGGCGGCCCCGGCGGCCCCAGCGUGGAGGAGAAGCUGGAGCACCUGGAGAACCAGGUCCGGGUCCUCAACAUCCGCCUCAGCCGCGUGCUGGAGAGUCUCGACCGCGCCAACAGCAAGUGACAACCAGCCAGCCGGCCGGGUCCCCUCGCCCCGGCGCCCCCUCUCCGGAAACAGAAGAAGAGGAGGAAGAAAAGGACGGCGAACCCCAAACAAUCUUAAUAAACGUUCCUGGGCAAGAGAGAGGGGCGCUCUGUGAGGGUGUUUCCGGCCACGCGCGGACUCUCAGGACGCAUUCCGAGAGCGAGGACCCGCUCCGCGACGUGGAGCCACCUGCCAGGUGUUGUGAGUGGGAGAGAUAUUUUUUACACAAAGGAGAUAACCCUAUUAGCUGUACAGUCAGAGAAGUUUAUCUGCAUAGAGCAUAAAGUUAAUUUUUUCAAGCAUUUAAAUACAUCUUUUGUAAGGUUUUUUAAUAAAGGCAGACCUGAGUCGAGUUUCUUAAACCUUUACGUAGAGGGGGAAGGACGUGCUGAUUCGACGCUUUAGUGGAGUUACGUGUCUGUGUCCGCGGGGGGGGGGGUGUCGGGGGCAGGGUCCGUGUGCAUCGUCUUCACGUCCCUGCAAGGUGAGUGCGUGUGUCAAUGUUAUUUUGGGCUGAUGGCGACCGAGCGGAUGAACGCUGUCGCUUCUGAGUGUAGGCAGCUGGGCUGCAGGAUGAAACCGAGCGUCUCUCGGGGCGUAGGGACCCCGGCCAGGCCCCCACCGAUGACGUUUCCAAGGGAAGAAAUCCUUAUUUGUAGAAAUCUUGCUAAGGGUUCCCCGUCCCCUUCUGUGCUUGGCUGCAUGGUAAGCUCCACCUGUGAUAAAGGAAGAACUCCAGGGCCGGGAAAAGAAACGUCCUCAGGCGUGAUGUCCCGGGGAUCUCGCGGCUGCGCUCGCCUCGCCGCCUGCCGCCUGGGUCUGUGUGGGGAGGACUUGUUGGGGCUCUCCGGGGCUCUUUUGCUUAGUUGCUGCCUUUCGGCGUCGGGUGGCUCAGGACCUUGGAGGGAAGACGAACCGGGGCGGGUGAUAACACUUGCAGGCCCAGCGCGGCUUACAGAGCAUCUCAGGAACUAGAAGCAGCAGAUGCAAGCCUGGGAGGAGAUGUGAAUUGUUUCUCCUGAAAUGUUUACGAUACACCUGCUAGGGGCUUUCUGUCGGGGGUCUGUGGUGUCCGUGUCGUUUGCGGUGGUCUCCAGGGGGCAGAGAGAGGUCCAAGCAGGGCAGACAGCUGCGGGCACCUGCGUGGUGGGGGCGGGGGUGGGUGGGUUGGACGGCUGGGAUCAGGGGCUGGUGGAAGUGCCCCCCCUGAGGACCCCCAGGCGUAUUGGCAUGCCCCAGAAAACAGGACACGGAAAGGAAGCCCAGCUGUUGCUGAACAUAGUUUUGAAGGCUGCUGGGGAUCCCCAGGGUCUCUGCAGCCCUCCCUGGCGCACCCCCGAGUCCCGGCAGCCCCUGCCCGAGCCCCCUCCCUGUCUGAUCAGGCAGAACCAAGGCCUUGUGGUCCACGCUGCAGAUAACUCAGCCCCUGCCAGCUCCAGUGCGGUGCUCCUGUGAGGUUUUAGCUGGAAAACGGAAGCAGGGGUUUCUGAGGGAUAGUUAGGAAACGUCUCUUUUUAAGGUGCACAGCAAGGGUCCAGCACUCCUGCAUUGGUCUCGCUCCUCGGGUUUGCCGGGGCAGGUGUGUGUCCCUGGGCACUUGCAGCCUGGGCUUUCCAGCUGCGGCUGCCCAGCCACUUUUGCCAUUGAGAUACUUGUCGGUGGACGUGUUCUAGCACUGAGUACAGACGACUCCCAGGGGGAAGGGGGGCGCCCGGGUCCUCCCGUUUCUGUGUGUGCAUUCAGCUUGCUUAGGUACAAAACAUGGCUUUGUGUAUGCUGACUGGGGGACAUUGGCACGUUCUGCACAGAACUUUUAAAGAUAUUAUUCAUUUAUUUUUUGAGCAAGUGGAAGUGGGGGAGAGAGAGAGGGAGAGAAAUAUCAACAUGUGGUUGCCUCUUGCACGCCCCCUACUGGGGACCUGGCCUGCAACCCAGGCAUGUGCCCUGACUGGGAAUCGAACCAGUGACAGUUUGAUUCGCAGGCCUGUGCUUAGUCCACUGAGCUACACCAGCCAGGUCUGCAGAAAACUUUUAAGUCUUAAACUCUCUCUGGCCUGGGUGUAAUGGUCACUCCAUUCCCCGUCCCGCCCUCGCACCUGAACCCUGAAGGGCCCUGUGCUGGCCUCAGGUCCCGGUAAGAAAGCCGUUUUAGCUCUCAGAAAACCGAGGGAGCCCCCCCACCCCCCAGCCAGCCACCAGCAUAACUGAAGAUCGCGGCUGAGACUUCGUACCCUUCCUACCCCGCGGGCACUGGGUGGGGUCUGAAGGCCCUUUUACAGUCUGAUGUGCUCCAGGGACGGGUGUCUGUCUGUCUUUGUCACGAGGGAGCCUCGCUUCAGUAGGGGGUCACUUCAGGGUAGGGCCUCGUCUGAGAGUCCGAUGGAAAUCCUCCAUGGUAGGGCUGAGGACUCUUGCUUUUUAAUGCAGAAACUUGACUUCUGUUUGGGCAUAUUCUUAACCCCCAGAGAGCUGGGUUUUAUUUUUCUUUCUCCAUUCCAUGGAAGCAUAUAGGGUAUUUGGCCUUCCCCGCCACACACUCCUCUUUCUUUUUUCCUCUCUUUUGUACGUGGAGAAAUGUAUUUUUGUACCAUGAUCUCAUACCUUGAAGAGACCCUUUUUAUAUCUUCAGGGCUGUGGGAUGUAUCAGUGCAACACUCCAGUUCAUGUGGUGUAGAAACAUCCCGGCGAGAUGACCGCGGAUCUGUCCCAAGUGAGACUCAGUUUUCUAAACCAUCAGUGUUAAUUUCCCGAUACUUCAGCAUCACAGUAAACACCAAGAACAGAAUCUAGUCCAGAAAAGGAAAGGACCAACUGUCUCCCAAUCGCUGGAUUUGUGUGGAUGUUUGGGGACCGAUGUUUAGAAUGUUGUCUUACCUGACACUCGAGAAAAAGAUGCUUUCGGGGCACAGAGCCUUCCCUAAUCCCUUAAAUACAUUUCCUGACACCAGUCAGCAUUCCCGGCCUCCUGGGGUCUCUGCUUCGUGUUUCAGGGGUACCCCGUGUCAUUUCCAGGAAGGAACGUGCAGCAACAGAACUUGAAAGCUUGUCCUGUGAAUUGUGCCAGGGUCUUAAUUUAUAAAGGUGACCACACCAGGUCACAAAGGGGUUAAUGCCGUUGAAAGGUUUUUAAUCCUCAGGUCCCUGAGGGCACAGCACGCCACGCAGGGCCACACACAGCCUGUCCCAGGCGGGGUGGGCAGGGAGAGGACCCCCGGGGGCUGCGCUGGCAUCCACUGCUGGGUGCGCGUGUGGGUCAGGGUGUGUGUUUGGGAGGGUCACGACUUUUGGGCACCCACCAGGGCUGGCUUCAGGGGACCGCAGGGACUUUGGCUGUUCAUCUGUCUCUGAUUCAGCAGCCUUACCGAGAGAUUAGGAGUGACGUGUCAGACAGCCAACACAGACUCUAAAAAUCCUACAUGGCUUCAUUCCAUGCUGCCUGCUGCUUAAGAUGCUUUUGAUGAAUGACAUCCAUCUGCCUUAGGGGUUGGUGCCCGCCGCCUUCGUCCUGCUGGGGUUGGAAGUGGCCGACUCAAUCAGAAACGCAGCCCUCGGCCGCCCGGCUGUCACCCGCCCCCACUUUAUUAUUAUUAUUAUUUUUUACGAUCACUAUUCUGCAGAGUUUUUGUUUAUGGCCGUCUGAGCAGUUGGACUUUUGCCCCUCACCUGUGAAUAAUGGAAUUAUGUAUCUUUUGCAGGAUCUAACGCAGUACCUUUAAAGUUAGUGUCAGGCACCCAUCGGUACGAUGUACAAUAUCUGAGACAGACAGGCUUUGGUCCUCAUUCGAACUCUGCCCUCUUCUCUUCUGUGAUGGCUUGCCGUGGGGCAGGUGCAGCAGGACCAGAUUUCCCCCUGUGCCGGCAUCUAAGCUGAUUGUCACUUGCGUCACGUACUGAACACCUGUGGCAGCUAGGGACGUUCGUGACCAUAUGUUCCAAUGUCUUUUUGCAGAUUUAAAGGUUUUAGUGUUAAUUGAAUAUCUGCAUGUGUGUGGAACCUCUGAGUACUGUAAAUUAAAUUGAUUCCUUGUGACAGUGACAGUCAGUGACCGACGCUCAGCUCAAAGUCGCUGAAGCAAUCGCCCUCCUCCUCACCGGAAGUCGUACGUGUGAGGUCCGGCGCCCAUUGUCAGCAGUGCACUCACGAUUCGGUUCUGAUUCUGUGUACCUGGUUAUGAAUCGGAUAUAGCAUUUAAUUUGACGCUUCACAUAAAUCCGUCCGAUCUGAACACAGUGGUGUGUGUGUGUGUAUACAUGCGUGGUGUGCACAGUUCAGCCCCAUGAGCUUUGAGAAACUGAUUCUACAAAUAUCGUGUAUAGACAUAAAUGUAUAAGGCUUAUUUUUUUAAUUUAAUCUUUUUUUUUGGCAAAGCGAUACAUUCCUGUUAUUUAUUGAAUAACUGGCUUUGGUGAUAAUGUAGAGAUCUUUGUAGACUGAUUUCAGAACAGAAUUAAAAUACUGUGAAAAUUACAGCUCAAUAAAUGUUUAUUGUAA
This is a messenger RNA of Phyllostomus hastatus (greater spear-nosed bat), 5383 nucleotides long. RefSeq names its product BRI3 binding protein (gene BRI3BP). The record is from RefSeq and is a predicted model, not a curated record. Bases 139 to 870 code for a protein of 243 amino acids. Gene Ontology annotation, cellular component: mitochondrion. The transcript is spliced from 3 exons. NCBI's taxonomy places the organism in Eukaryota, Metazoa, Chordata, Mammalia, Chiroptera, Phyllostomidae.